CCCCAACUUAACACCACAUAACCCAAAAAAAAAAAAAAAAAAAAAGAGCAGCAAAGAAAACGCUACCACCCAAAUGGCGGCAGCAGCAUCUUCUCUGACAACACCAAAACUCACCUCCCCAUCUCUCCAAUCCCUCUACAGAAAACUCCCCCUUUCCUUCCCUCUCUCCCCCUCCUCUUCCUUCCUCCCUCUCCCCAAAACCCCAACCACCACCACCACUUUCCUCUCCUCCCGCCGCCCUCUCUCUCAUCACCACCGCCGCCAUCACACUACUCGUGCGGAAGCCGAAAACGGCGCUGAACCUUCCCGCCACUAUGACUUCGACCUCUUCACUAUCGGUGCUGGCAGUGGAGGCGUCCGCGCUUCUCGCUUCGCAGCCAAUUUCGGCGCUUCUGUUGCCGUGUGUGAGCUUCCGUUCUCCACUAUCUCUUCGGAGACAACCGGAGGCGUAGGCGGCACGUGUGUGCUUCGUGGAUGUGUACCGAAGAAACUGCUUGUUUAUGCGUCGAAAUAUGCUCAUGAAUUUGAUGAGAGUCGGGGUUUUGGAUGGAAGUAUGACAGCGAACCACUUCAUGAUUGGAAUACUUUGAUGGCUCACAAAAAUGCCGAGUUGCAGCGCCUGACCGGUAUUUAUAAGCACAUUCUCAAUAACGCUGGUGUCACUUUAAUUGAAGGCCGCGGGAAGAUUGUUGACCCACACACAGUUGAUGUUGAUGGAAAGCUCUAUUCUGCACGGCACAUACUUAUUUCUGUUGGAGGACGCCCGUUCAUUCCUGACAUUCCUGGGAGUGAAUACGCGAUUGAUUCUGAUGCUGCACUUGAUUUGCCAUCUAAGCCGGAGAAAAUCGCCAUAGUUGGUGGAGGGUAUAUUGCGUUAGAAUUUGCUGGAAUUUUCAAUGGCUUGAAGAGCGAUGUUCAUGUAUUUAUAAGGCAGAAAAAAGUAUUAAGGGGAUUUGAUGAAGAGAUCAGAGAUUUUGUUGCAGAACAGAUGUCUCUAAGAGGAAUUGAGUUCCAUACAGAGGAGUCACCUCAGGCUAUUAUUAAGUCAGCUGAUGGUUCAUUGUCACUGAAGACCAACAAAGGAACAGUUGAAGGCUUCUCACAUGUCAUGUUUGCCACUGGACGUUGGCCUAAUACAAAGAACUUGGGACUGGAGAGUUUGGGGGUAAAAAUGACCAACAAUGGAGCAAUAGAGGUUGAUGAAUACUCGUGCACCUCAGUUCCUUCCAUUUGGGCAGUGGGAGAUGUUACAGAUAGGAUAAAUUUGACUCCUGUUGCUUUGAUGGAAGGUGGGGCAUUGGCAAAAACUCUCUUUCAGAAUGAGCCAACAAAACCUGAUUAUAGAGCUGUUCCAUCUGCUGUGUUUUCUCAGCCUCCAAUUGGACAAGUUGGUCUUACGGAAGAACAGGCUACAAAAGAGUACGGUGAUAUUGAUGUCUUCACAGCAAAUUUCAGGCCUUUGAAGGCUACUCUCUCAGGGCUUCCAGAUCGGGUCUUCAUGAAACUAAUAGUCUGUGCUAAGACAAACAAAGUUCUUGGGUUGAACAUGUGUGGAGAAGAUUCACCUGAAAUCGUGCAGGGAUUUGCAGUUGCAAUCAAAGCUGGCUUGACCAAGGCAGACUUUGAUUCCACAGUGGGUAUUCACCCAACAGCAGCUGAGGAAUUUGUUACAUUGAGGACUCCUACUAGAAAGAUUCGAGAGCGUCCUCCAGCUGAGGGGAAGGCAGAUCACGAUGUUAAAGCAGCAGCAGGGGUUUAGCGUGGGUUUACUUUGUCAUGAUAGCCCUUUCAAGGCAGUCACUCCGGAAAAUAGCAGGCAAAAUAUCUGCUUGUAGAGUAGCCAAGGAAUGUUCGGAUGUUGAUAUCUGAUUACAGACAUCAUUUGAAGCGUAAAUGGUGGAAGUUCAUGUUGGGGUCAUUGGUGAACAUAAGCAAACGAUUAAAAAGCUUUCCAAAGGAAUAAUAAUCAUAAGGCAGUGUGUUUGCUCUUACAAAUGUGGAAAUGAGUGGGGAAUUGCAAUAAUAUACAUGUUAGGAAUAUCUGUUUCCCUGUUUUAUGUUUUUUUUCCCCUUUCGUUUUGUUUGUAUACUGAAACAGUAUUUGUUUAUUUGAGAUAAUUUAAGGAUGUAUAAUAUCAUCUCGCCGCCGUCUCUCUUCACUCUCGUACCUUGUGGGGGAAAAGAAAGUAGAAAGUACUAACAUGGGAGCAGAUCAAUGGGAUUGAAGCACAAAGCUGAACUUGCUAAUCAAUUACCAACAAAGGCAAAACAAGGAGGGAUAUCGAGUAAGCACAGUGAUUAACCUAAUAAAUGCUUGGCUGAUUCUUCAACCAAAUUGUGGCCUCAAACUUGAAACAUAAGUUGCAUCUUACUGAUUAAUUGGAUGGAAAAAGUUAUCGAAUUAAUCUAUGGGCUGUUAUAACGA
This is a messenger RNA of Populus nigra (black poplar), 2425 nucleotides long. RefSeq names its product glutathione reductase, chloroplastic. Gene Ontology annotation, cellular component: cytosol; mitochondrion. The coding region runs from base 74 to 1759 and encodes 561 amino acids. Gene Ontology annotation, molecular function: NADP binding; flavin adenine dinucleotide binding; glutathione-disulfide reductase (NADPH) activity. Gene Ontology annotation, biological process: glutathione metabolic process; cellular response to oxidative stress; cell redox homeostasis. The transcript is spliced from 11 exons. The record is from RefSeq and is a predicted model, not a curated record. Lineage: Eukaryota; Viridiplantae; Streptophyta; Magnoliopsida; Malpighiales; Salicaceae.